Messenger RNA from Exophiala oligosperma, 2263 nucleotides. RefSeq lists its product as uncharacterized. Bases 237 to 1910 code for a protein of 557 amino acids. Lineage: Eukaryota; Fungi; Ascomycota; Eurotiomycetes; Chaetothyriales; Herpotrichiellaceae. Gene Ontology annotation, biological process: regulation of DNA-templated transcription. The transcript is spliced from 2 exons. The record is from RefSeq and is a predicted model, not a curated record. Gene Ontology annotation, molecular function: zinc ion binding; DNA-binding transcription factor activity, RNA polymerase II-specific.
CUCAAACUUGGCCGGAGUGUCAUCCUCUCCAUCACUCCAUCAACAAAAUCCUCUUGUGCUCGUAAGGCUGGACCUCGUCACGGACUUCAUUCCUUUGGACAUUGCAACAGUUGCUUCAAUCAAUAAUGUGACCAGAGAUCACAAGACUAUUCGUCUAGAAAGACCUAAUCUUCACUAAUCGCCCGUUGUUUGCUUCCUCAUCAAGCCACCCCCAGCGGGAUAACCACUACACAUUCAUGGCUGUGACAAACGAAUCACCACAUACAACUCGGGCGAAGCGCAAUAGAAGAUGUGGAUAUCCUACAUCUGCUAGUGGAUGUCUGACCUGCAAAAAGAGACACAUCAAAUGCGAUGAAGCAAAGCCCGUUUGUGGACAAUGUGCUAAGAGUAAGCGUCACUGCCGGGGUCCUCUCACUCUCGAAUAUCGCUUCGCGGCACCUCAGACAAGCGUUACUUUUGGGCCAAAGGCCCAAAAUCCCCGCCCUAGAUCUCAAAUAUCUCUGGCCAACGGCAAUGCCGAGGAAAACCGGGCGUUCGAUUAUUACCUUUCAAAUCUGGGCCCGAUGCUGGCUGGCGAAUGUAGCAAAGACGUCGACUUUUGGACCAAUUUGGUGCCACGCUGGUGCCUGUCCGACACUGUCCUGUGGACCGCACUUGUCUCCCUGAGUGACCUGCAUAGAACUCGGCCUACAGGUGCAGAUGGGUUUGCGCAUUUUCGAAACCUGUCAAACUACCAAUGGAGUCUGGAAAAUCAUGGCCGGGCCAUCAAAGAGUAUCGACAUCGGUUGAGCACCAAGACCAUCGACAUCCCGCGAGCUUUCCUGGGAUGUAUCUUGUUUGCGCUCUUCGAGUUCCAAAUGUGGAACAAUGAGAGUGCAUUGAUGCUAGUCAGAACGUCGGUCAAACUAUCACAACAAGUCCAAACUUGGCCCGAUGAUAUGGAUAUCAAGGAAGGCGUCUCCCGAUUCUUUGCGAAGCUGGCCUCCCUCGUUUCUCCAACCAACGCACUUCCAGAUCAUAUGCUCACCAAUGUCCGCGAAGACAGUGCCUUGAGACCUUCUCUCAUCGUCAGUAUGCCUCCUUCGAUGGAGAAAUUACGGAAGACCUUAUAUACUCUGGUGGACGCGGCUUCCCGGGUCCUUCAAGACACCUCGUCGGAGUGUUCACUAAAUACCCAGGAGAUAAAAGAUCUCAGAUCUCGACAGAGACAGAUUUUGGAAGAUCUUGACGAUUGGCAACGCACGAGGUUGGCAGUUCAGCGAAGCAACGCGUCCGACUUCUUAGACUACCUGUCCUCACUAUUGCUGGUGUAUUGCAAGGUGACAUAUAUCAAGCUGUCUGUCUGUAUGAGCGGCAAGGAAACCCGGUUUGACCGACAUACCGACGACUUCCGAGAGAUCAUCCAUCAUGGUGCGGCGACGAUUCACUACGCCCUAUCGGCCACGAUUAAACCACCUUCAAGUUUCGAAUUGAAUGUCGUUCCGGCCUUCUCUUUCGUGUCGCAAAAGUGUCGACAUCCUGGCAUAAGACGGAGAGCCAGGGACUUGAUGACCAAAUCUAGGGGUAUGACGUGCACUUGCAAUCCAUGGCUCAUUGACCUUGCGGAUGCAGCCAUUCAGAUUGAAGAAGACAGCAUCCGGCCUCAAAAUAGAGACAACGAAGACGACCACGGACAAGGUCUUGAUAUCGAGAUACCCGAACAGGGAAGGAUCAAACGCUGGCACGUUUCCAAAGUCCAGUCGCCUUCCUGGGAAACGAUACUCGUGGCGUCCUUCAUCCUAAACCCUUGCGAACGCGAGGACUCCUCUGUCCAAUGCGUGAGGGAAGUCACCGUGCAGCUUGAGAGCCACGAGACUCUGAAUGACGUGACGAUACACAUGGAAUGCUGCCCUUCGAUGAAAGUGCCUUGAAGUACGGUGACACCCUGGAACCCAAUCGGAUGUUAAAGAUGUGCUGCAAUUAGGGAAAUCUCAUUCGAUGCCUUUCUAGAGUGGUGGAGGACCUGCCAAAAAAAAAUUCAGCUAAUCAUAGCGUAUUUGCAUACUCCGGACGGAGCACUGCGAGGACAAUCAGCCUCUUCGCUUCGUACAAGGGGUUUGUUCCAUCCCGGAUGAGGGCAAGGCUGCGUGGCUUGGGGUCUAGACCCUCACCCGCACCAAUCGGGGAGCUUCCUUGCCCAUCCGGCAUCUCGGGUCCAAUGUACUUAGUACGAUGACCCUUUGAUGGACAUCCACAAAAUCUACUAGGAACUCUCUUUCUGGCC